Pseudopipra pipra is the source of this 4115-nucleotide messenger RNA. RefSeq lists its product as uncharacterized. The coding region runs from base 218 to 1234 and encodes 338 amino acids. The transcript has 2 exons. The record is from RefSeq and is a predicted model, not a curated record. NCBI's taxonomy places the organism in Eukaryota, Metazoa, Chordata, Aves, Passeriformes, Pipridae.
CCGCUGGGACGGAGCUGCACUUCCCUCGCUCGCGGAGGCUGGAGCAUCCCCGCUCCCCUGGGCCGUGCCAGCGGCGGCUCGGGACAGAACCGACCCUUGUGUCCGGCGGGGGAAUCCCUCCGGGGAAAUCCAGCCUCCGUCCGCCUGGCUCCGCGCCGAGGGGCAGCCGGGCUGCGCUCCGUCCCUCCCGGCGGGGCUGCCCGGGGCGGCCGCGGCCAUGCAGCCAGGUACGAGGGCGGGCGGGGGGCGCCGGGCUGGGAGGGGGCUCUGCGGGACACCCCCGAGGAGCCCCUGGGCCGCCCGGCUGCUGCUGCUCCUGGUGAUGGUGAUCAUGGUGAUGGUGAUGGGCGCCCGGCCCGGGGCGCAGGCGACGGGCGGACACGAACAUGGCUUGAAUCCCAAUAGUUCUUUGUGGGAUAUGGAUUACAGAAGACUGUUGCACAGUAAGAAAAACCUUUCUGGGACCAUGGCCUCUUACAAACCCUCCAGCUCCUUCAGAAGCAGCUCUCUCCUGAGUUACCAUGGAAGGAAAAGUUUGCUUAGUCAGAACCUGAACCAGAAGCCACAAGAAAAGCAGUUGUCCUGUGAUAUGCUCCUUAAACUCUCCAGAUACAUUUUAAUGGAUAUCUUUAGACCUAGCUUGGCCUGGAAUCUCUUUCGGUUUCAUAACUGUGAUCGAGAAGUCAACCUCCCCAAACUUCGUAUCAGCCCCCUCAAGGUGGCCCAGCACAAGGUGAAGCCGUUCCUGAUGCACAGGAUGCUCCGGCUCCUCGGGAACAUGGGAGUGCUGUUUGAAGCUCAGCAGUCCAAGGCCUUCUCUCUGCUCAAGAAGCAAAUGAUUAAACCAAGGAAAACGCCGUUAAAACCCGAAGAGGAGCAAAGUGGUAGGUACACAAGGAGCAGAUGUGGGUUUGGUAUCUCUUUCUGGUGCUGUCUGAGCGGAAUCGCAGGGCCGGGCAUCACUGGAUGCAACCCAGUGGUCCGGUCUGUGCCAGGAGGCGCACUCGGCGCUCGGGCUGAGCAAAAGGCAGGACGCGAGGUGCUCAUCCCUGGGCAGGAGGGGCGAUGGGAGGGCGGGAUCCUCCCGGCCCGCGGGCAGCGGCUGUGCAGGGGCGCCGCCUCCCGCCCGGCCGCGGCUCUGCAGGGACAGGUCGUGUUCGCCCCGCGGGAGAGCGGGGCCCGUGUCCGUGUCCGUGUCCGUGGGGGGCUCCGGGCACGCAGGUUUGGUGGCUGAGCUGGCGCUGAGCGCACCAGACCCCUCCCACGGCCGGAGUUCAUCCUGCGGCGCCUUCAGUUCUCUGCUCCGUGGGAACGGGGUGUUGCUCAGGGGAUUCUGCCUCCGCUUCUCCUUCCUUUCUCGGAGCAGUAAGGAGGAAACAGGAAACUGCCCAGCGAGGGAGUGUGCCCGGGAAAAAAUCGCUUACAGAGGAGGAACCAUCCUCCCUGGAGUGCCCGGGAAAACCGCUUUCAGAGAAGGAACCUCCCCGCAUUCCUGUGCGAGAGCUGAAUCCCUGGGCGGGGGUGUCUGUGCCUUGGGAGUCGAUUCCGUCAGGCGGCUCAUUUAGAGCAGCUUAGUUCUCUGCCCUUGCCUUAACAUGAAGGUUCUCAGCCGUCGAUAUUUGUUAUUGAACGUUACAGCUGUGUUUGUAGGCAAAGCAUCACAGUCAUUGCAACGUGCCAAGACACAGGACAGUCGAGGUUGUCUUGUUCCUGGCAGCCCGUUACAGAAAAUGAUCCAUUUUUUUUGUUAGAAAGGUAAACUACAGUUUAUAACUCACUAUAGCACUCGGAGGAGGGGUUGGGUUGGUUAUUUUUGUGAGGAAGAGUUACACUAGGCGUGUGUUGGAGGCAGUGAGUAUUAGUCAUGAUUUCUCACUUGCAGGUGUGAGGAUGUUCAGGAAUGUUCUCAUGCUGUGGAUGCAUCCUGUAAUGGAGUGCUGUGGUAUAAGCUUCAACACAGUGCUGCUGCAAAACAGAAAUCAAUGUGGAAAAUGAAAUUUGGAAAAGAGUGAAAGGAAAAGAGUUUACCUCUCGAGCACCAACCUACAGAUAGUAAUGGGUGCUUCUGUGUUUAUCUUAAAAAGAGACAAGAUUCUUUAGAAAACAGGGUAAUACAUCCAGUCUCAUUUAGUCUGCAAUUUUCUUCCUCAGGCCAGUGAAAACUUAAUGUGGGGUGAAAUGGCACUGAAAUCAUUCACCUGAGAGUAGUUCUUUCAGAAAAAGAAUCAACCCAGUCUAUUUCUGUGGAUUCUGAGGCUACAGAGGAAAAACAGUUUUGAAUUAUGUAAACAGCGCUCACACCUCAAAAAUUUUGGUUUCUUGUUCGGGAAAAGUCCCAGGUAAGCAGGAGUGACUUUGGCUUUGUUGAUUGUUCCAUGAGGCCUGCAAAAAGCUUAGCACUAACCGAAGCCUGGCUUAUAUUUACCUCCACUAUUACUGUGUUAGAUUAAUUAUUGUUGCCUUUUAUUUAGAUUGCAAGCCCGUGAAAUCUUUUGCAUGAAGAAAAUAUUUUAAAUAGCAAUGUAUGAGGUUUCUAGGGCCCUAGCAGGUGUGAAAUAGAGGUUCAGGUCCUCUUCUACCUCAAAUUUUGAACUUCUAGAACCAUUGAAUUCAGAGAAUUUAGUGUGUUUUAAGACAAAAUACUCCUAUAUGUCUCGUAUUGCCUGAAAUUUCCACCAGUAGAUAAAUCUUUCUCAAAAAAAAUUGCUAUUUCUGGUAGCAGCUCUGCUUUCCCAUGACCUGCAUUCAUAUGUGUCAUAUUCAGAUAAGGAGGAGGCACAACGCUGACUAAUGCUGCUUUUUUGGAAGGAAAAUGACAAAAGCUAUUUGAGACAGGAAUAGAAGUGCCAGCACUAAAUGACAGAUGAACAGCCGGUAGCAAAGGUGGCAGCUCUAACGUUUCCCUGUAUUUAUGGAGUACUGAAACAAGGGAGUGUUAUCGGGAUUUGUUUCUCUGGGCUGGAUGCUUAUCUUCAGAUUCAGCAAUUCUCUAGGUCCCAGGACCAGGUGUAAGAGAGUGGAUGGGUUUUGUUUAGCAUAAGUGAGUGCUGCUCCCUCUUCAGAGCUGCUGUCUGGAGCGUGGGGCAUGGCUGUGCCCCACACCCACCCUCCUGCUUCCAGUCUGUUCCUAUAUUUUGUCUGACAGCACUUGCUCCUUAUUAACAUGACUAUAGUCUCUUUGUGCCCUCUGUCAGAAGAAAUCCUGCACCAGAAUAAAUUUCAGAGGUGACAGAUUGGAACAGUUUGACCAGAUGAUGGCACACAAAUGUCUCAGAGACUGACAGCACCUGUGGCUCUGUACCUCUUUGGCUUUGGCCUUGGGCAGGAACAGUGGCUGGCACAGUUGCCUGCCCAGUUCCAGCUUGUCCUCUCUGGAUGUUGUGUUGUGGAGUGGAGAUGAGGGAUUACAGCUCUGGGAGAGAGAAGGCAGUGGCUGCAGUAAAGCAGGGACCUGUAUUUAUGUGCCACCCAGAAGCUCAGCUGUGCUGUAUUUUAGAGCCUAUAAAAAAAAAAGGGUGUUCUGGUACAUGGAAAACAAACCAGUGUGUGAUGGUCAGUGAUAGGUGUGAUGAUGUGACAGACAGUGCCAUGUCCUUUGACACUGGAGCCUGCAAAGCCCCAGGAAGGCAGCCCCAGGCCAGGGGGUUUAAAAGCAUGUGGUUUUCUUUGAGGCUGUGUCUUGUCAGAGUAUCUUCUAAGUCUUUUCCUCUCACUGCAGACUGACUACAGGUUGAUUUGGAAGAUGAUGGGAGGUGAAGUGGCAGAUACCUCUCUGCUCACCUGCUGUCAGGGGAGCUUUUGCAGCUGCUGGGUUACAGUGUUGCCCAUAGAUCUGCCAGACACAGGACAGCACAGGGCAAAACACCCCCACGGGAAGCUGCCAGAGGUGUCAGCUGCCCCUCAAGAAGGGCCGAGGCAUGCCAAGCUCCGGUAAGCACUUCGGGGGCUGGGGCUAGAGCCCCCUCAGCCCUUGGGAAGGCAGCUGGCACUCAGAAACACACUUUGCACGGGGCUGCUAAGCACAGCUGAGUGCUCUGUGGGUCUGCACAGACCCCCCGAGGCCGCUCCCCAUCACCCCUGGGAGCUCGGCGAGGAGCCCGCAGCCCCCGGGGCUC